AUGGCAGCGGGCUGUGGCGUUGCUCACGCUUGGAUCAGCGCGUGCGAGAAAGAAGAGGAGUGGCAGAGAGCUUUGGCAAUGCUCAGCGAGAUGUCGGAGGCGGAAUUGGAGCCCAACGUCGCAUGCUACAGAGGUGGCAUAAGCGCGUACGAGAGAGGCGCGCUAAUGCAGCGGGCUGUGGCGCUGCUCAACGAGAUGCGGGCUGUGGCGCUGCUCAACGUCAUCUUCAGUUUUAGCGCUGGAAUCAGCGCGUGCCAGAAGGGCCAGCAGUGGCAGCGGGCUCUCGCACUGCUCAGCGAGAUGCGGGAGGCGAAGUUGGAGCUAUGGCGCUGGUAUUAG
Messenger RNA from Prorocentrum cordatum, 339 nucleotides. The record is from the annotation of a GenBank genome assembly. NCBI's taxonomy places the organism in Eukaryota, Dinophyceae, Prorocentrales, Prorocentraceae.